Cavenderia fasciculata is the source of this 1368-nucleotide messenger RNA. RefSeq lists its product as uncharacterized. The coding region runs from base 1 to 1368 and encodes 455 amino acids. Lineage: Eukaryota; Evosea; Eumycetozoa; Acytosteliales; Cavenderiaceae. Gene Ontology annotation, molecular function: nucleic acid binding; 3'-5' exonuclease activity. Gene Ontology annotation, biological process: nucleobase-containing compound metabolic process. The transcript has 3 exons. The record is from RefSeq and is a predicted model, not a curated record.
AUGGAGACUCCAAAACUAAAACAAACGAAAGACGAGUUGGCUUAUAUAAAGAGAUUGGUUUUAUCAACGAUAAAGAAGAGUGGUUCCACUUCACUCUUUACAAAGUUAUCGAAUAAUUAUAGCACUUCCACUUCUACUAUUUCAGGACGAUCGUCCUUGUCGUCGUCGUGUGGUCAUGACGGGGUUAUUCAAUUAAAUAACAACAACAAGAAUAACUACUGUAACCUAUAUUCAACAUCCUCUUCCAUUAAUAGAUCAUCGUCAUUAAUGUUUAAUAAUAGUAACAAUAACCAUAAUAAUCAAUGUAGAUGUUUUAAUUGUAAAUCUUUAUCUUCUUCUUCAUCCUCAUCCACUUGUUCAUUCUUACCAUCAUCAUCAAGAAGUUAUAGUAGUAGUAAUACAGAUGAUAAAGAUGUAAUUAACCAUUUAAACUUAAGAAAUGUAGUUGUUGUUGAACAAAGAAGAUCAACAAAGAAAUUGGAACAAUUUGAUCAAUUGUUAACUGAUCAACAACUAUUACCAUCUGAUGCAAAGAUUGUAAAAUUAACUAAAAAGUAUUGUAUAGAUAUAAAUAUUUCUAAAGUAGGAAAAAAGGAAUAUUAUAAGAUUACAUUUCCAACAAGACUAGAAGCAAUUGAAUUUUAUAAUAGAUUAUGUUUGGAAAAGAAACGAUUGGGAGAUGAAUCGAUAGAGUUUCUAUUCAAGAUACCACAUACUCAAUUGGAUCCAAUGUAUGAAAUAAAGAGUGAAGAGAUGCUUGCACUUGAUGUGGGAGAGGUUACCAAUACCGAGGUGAUUGACAGUGAGGAGCAAGCUGUCGAAGCAGUCUCUAAACUAUUGGAUGGUAAGAUGCCAUGGGACGUAAAGGUAUCGGAUGCCGUCGUAUUGGGUAUGGACUGCGAAUGGCCAGCACUUAGAAAGUUUUUGACAAAGGAAGACCCAAAGAUCAGUUUGAUUCAAUUGUCAAACGGAGAAUACACUGCAUUGUUUAGAAUUUGCAAGUUUGAAGAGAUACCAGACGCACUCGUUCAACUGUUGACCAGUCGAUCAAUACUAAAGGUCGGUCACGGUUUGAGCAAGGAUGCAAACAGACUAAACAAGGAGCAAAAGAUAUGUAUGGAUGGUGUCGACGAUCUCGCAUAUCAUCCAGUUACCUAUAGAUGCAACCCCGACUCGAUCAACGAUAUGGUUGCCAUGUUUUUAAACACCAAUAUCACAAGAAGAGCAUCGGUCAUUCGAUCCAAUUGGGGCACAUCUCAAGACCUCACCCACGAACAAAUCUUAUCGGCAGCUCAACGCAGUCACUUUUCAAGACAACUCUAUUUCAAAUUACAAACUGUAUCUUUUGAUAUUGACCUUUCUCAAUAA